AUGCUCGUGAAGUCUCCAAGAAAGCGUCCCGGCUUUGGCUCGAUCAGCGAAGGAUGUGCGCAGAAGAAGGUGCGUCUUCCACUGACCACGGAUGAUUUAUUCGGCUCAGCCCCAACUACCGUGGUCGUGAGCGAAGCAAUGAAGACUUAUUUUGUGCAUAAGACUGUCAUCCCCAACAAUUCUGCCUUUUUCAGCAAUGCCCUCAAGCAAGACUGGAAGAAGGGCGUCACGAGGAUUGUUGAACUGCCCCAUGUUGACUCCGCCACCUUUCAAUUCUAUCUGGACUGGUUGUAUGCCGGCCCACGUUUGAACUUUAUGAAGGAUGACGACAGAGUCUACCCGACCGUCGACGAGUUUGCAAAAGCCACCACCGAAGAAUCACCUACCACUCAGACUGCACCACAAGUGGAAACACACGUGGAUGAAACACCCUCUGUUGAUUACGAGUGGACCAGAUGGCACCAGUGCUACGAGCUCGGCAACUAUUUUCAGGAUACCGACUUCAAGGACACGCUGAUCGACAUAGCCGUUGAGAAGAUGUCCUCAGACGAGGAAUACACUCUUGCCCUUCCAGGAUACAUCUACCCAACCUCGAAUGCUCAAUCACCACACAGAAAACUUGCAGUCGAUGUCAAAGUCUGGCUCGGUCACUCGUUCCAAAGAGCACCAAAAGCAGAUCACCUUUCCGAGUUCCUGGCUGAUCUGAUUGCGGAUCUGGGAUGCAAAGCACGUACUCGUUACGUUGGUGAGAUGGGCAUAUAUGAGUACCUCAAGGGAGUUGCCCCGUGCAAAUACCACGAGUAUACUCUCAGCACGGCGGCGUGCUAUCUCGCAAAGCGAGCGGUUGAUUAA
This is a messenger RNA of Ascochyta rabiei, 852 nucleotides long. RefSeq lists its product as uncharacterized. The transcript is spliced from 2 exons. Bases 1 to 852 code for a protein of 283 amino acids. The record is from RefSeq and is a predicted model, not a curated record. Gene Ontology annotation, molecular function: protein binding. Lineage: Eukaryota; Fungi; Ascomycota; Dothideomycetes; Pleosporales; Didymellaceae.